GCAUCCAGUUCCUCGCAGGCGACUGCUCGCAGGCUAGUGCCUGUUCGCCUUUCGCGUACACUCAGCAUGGUCCAGCUUGUCGUCAUCGUCGUGACGCUCGCCUCGCUGGCUGUCACCAGUGGCGUUGCCUACUCGCCCGAGGGCCUUCAGCGCCGCCUCGACAAGGCGAAACGGCCCACCAGUUGGCAGAAGCGGCUUGACAAGGCUCUCCUCGACGUCGACAAGAACCCGCAGCAGCGAAUCCGCCUGCUGCAGAAGGUGGCCGGGGAUGGCAAGAAAAUCGUCAGUGACGUGCGGGUCGCGGCGGCCGAAGUUCAAGAGAAGGGGAUCGGCAAGGGCCACCCGAUCCUCCUUGACCUCCUUUUUCCCGACGGCACGACGGCCAGGUCGGAUCUCGAGGGCCUCGUCGCGCUGCGGAAGCAGCUGCCGGAGCUCACCAAAGGACUGGCGCCACCGACAGUGGAGCAGCUCAGGGCCGCGGCACCCGCAGCGCCGAUCGACCCUACGCGCGUGGCGAGGGCACUUGCGGACUUGGCCGGCGACGAGCGCAAGCAGCGCGAGCUGCUGCAGGAGGCGAAGAACGCGCUCCGCUCUACGCCCAAGGGGCAAGGAGACUCUAGAAGCGGAAAGCGUGGACGCCUCUUCCCGGCUCGAGACGCCAAAGUACCGCGUGCUCCGCUCGUGGCGGGCGGGGCCGGGCGCCCUCGACGGCGUUGUCGAGCUGAGAAGCUACCCGCCCUUCACCGUCGCGCGCAAGGGCAUGGGCGGUGCGGGCUUCGGCGCCGUCGAGGGCGGCGGCGCGGGCUUCAACGCGCUCGCUUCAUACCUCUUUGGGGACAACGCGGGCGCGGACGGCGCUGCGAUGGCGAUGACGACGCCGGUUGGGAUCGACGUGUCCGGCGGAGGCGCCGCGAGCUCGAUGAGCUUCGUGCUCCCGAGGGACGCGGCGCGGGCGCCCCCGCGGCCGAACGCCGACGGCGGCGUCGCGCUCGACGAGGUGCCCGCGCGGAUCGUCGCCGUCAAGGCGUUCGCCGGCGUCGUCACCGACGGCGAGGUGCGGCGGCAGCGCGAUGCCCUCGAGGCGGCCAUCGAGGCGGACGGAGGCACGGCGCCCGCACGGCGCCCGUCGAGGCGGGAGCCUUUUCGGUGCUGCAGCCUAGUGCUGCAGUACAACGCGCCGUACGCCAUCCCGUGGCGGCGGCGCAACGAGCUGGCGAUCGUGGUGAGCGAGGUGGUGGCAGAGGAGGAGGCGGCGUCAGCAGGCGAGGCGGCGGCGGGCGACGCCGAGGCUGCGCCAGCAGGCGAGGCUGCGGGCGAGAGAGAGGGGCGAGAGGGCGUCUCAUCGUGGUACGACACGGGGGUGCGGCUCUGAGAGAGGAGAGAGGGCGAGGCGGCCGUGGGUGGUGCGCGUUCUCUCACGAGCGACGGGCCGCCUCUCUCCGUGUGUGUGCCGUCACUACCGCGUUCUUGCUCUUGGCCGUCUGGACUUGAGAGUUU
This is a messenger RNA of Emiliania huxleyi CCMP1516, 1497 nucleotides long. RefSeq lists its product as hypothetical. Bases 269 to 1372 code for a protein of 367 amino acids. Lineage: Eukaryota; Haptophyta; Isochrysidales; Noelaerhabdaceae. The record is from RefSeq and is a predicted model, not a curated record. The transcript has 8 exons.